Messenger RNA from Vigna umbellata (rice bean), 801 nucleotides. The record is from RefSeq and is a predicted model, not a curated record. NCBI's taxonomy places the organism in Eukaryota, Viridiplantae, Streptophyta, Magnoliopsida, Fabales, Fabaceae.
AUGUUUUGCUAACUUUGUAAAAAAUUGCAGAAUAAUCAAAACAUGGCUAAUUUUGAGAAUGACAAGCGCCCAAUGUUGUCGGAUACAGAUGCACAACCAUACGAUGAACCUUCGGAUUCUAAAUUCCGAAGGAUGGUAACCAGGACUCAAAGCGCUUCAAUUUCUAUUCCCAUGAGUUCCUUGGAGUCAUAUGAGAAAGAAACUAGCCUUGUGGGACAUACUGGUCCACUUCUGAGCAAGAGAAAAACACCCUAUAUGCAUAUGAGUGGUCCAUUAUAUGCUACCACUGGAACUGGAAAUCUUUUGCAGAAGCAUGUUGUAUCGGGAAACAAAGCAGAUGACAGAAAGACAGAUAAUUUUUCUACUCUCCAUGGCUCAAGUUCAAAUUACCAAAAUAGUGACUAUGAUAGAAAAAAUGAACACUUACUAAGGUCUGGGCAACUGGGAAUGUGCAAUGAUCCUUAUUGUACUACUUGCCCUACUUACUUCAAUGCUUCUCAGCAAAGAAAUCCAAAAUCUUCUGCUAGAUGGGAUCCAAAGUUCCAUAAUGCUCUUUAUGGGGAUGCCAAGAGUUUUGUGAGGAAACUUCCUUCUUUAUUUUCUUCUUAUGUUCCUGGAGUUAUGAACCCUCACGCUAAAGUUGUACAAAAGUGGAGCAAAUUUUUGGCCAUUUUUUGCUUAAUUGGUAUUUUUGUGGACCCAUUGUUUUUCUUUUCACUCUAUGUGGAGAAGGUGAAUAAAUGCAUUGUUAUCAACUGGCCAUUGGCAACAACACUUGCUUUAGUUAGAUGCGUGAAUGAU